UGAGAAUUCCACGUGGAAGCGGAGAGACGAAAGGUGCCGGUUCGCGAGUGCGUUAUGGAGUCGAGACUCUUCUGCUUCUUCGUCGUCGCGGUUUCCGGCGCUUUGGAGGUCACUCCGCCGAUGAAGGUUGAUCUUGGCCGAGCCUUUCGAGAGCGCUUUGCUACUUCACCCGCCAUCUAUGAGGCAUCAAUGGAUUUCAUCUUAGUGAACUGUCAUGACGAGGACGACCCCACAAAAGCAGACGGUGAACGUUUUUCACCCGAUGGUGGAUACGUUCCAAGGGUCCUCUUCUUCGACGCCGAUGGGGACCUGAUGGAUGUCCACAACAAGGGGAAGACGAUAAACAAGUACUACUAUCCUUUGGAAUCAGAGCUGCUGGCUGCCAUGUAUGAGGCACGAAGACAAGCUUAUCAGGAAGAUAAUGUUUGCGCCCCCCUACCUGUUUGAGAGGCAAUAUCAAAUUUUAUUUGGAGUACAUGAC
This is a messenger RNA of Darwinula stevensoni, 481 nucleotides long. The record is from the annotation of a GenBank genome assembly. Lineage: Eukaryota; Metazoa; Arthropoda; Ostracoda; Podocopida; Darwinulidae.